Messenger RNA from Alternaria viburni, 1302 nucleotides. RefSeq lists its product as uncharacterized. Lineage: Eukaryota; Fungi; Ascomycota; Dothideomycetes; Pleosporales; Pleosporaceae. The coding region runs from base 1 to 1302 and encodes 433 amino acids. The record is from RefSeq and is a predicted model, not a curated record. The transcript has 3 exons.
AUGCUCAACCUGCCGCAGGCGCCGUAUCAAGUGCGAUGCGAAAAGGCUGGCUUCAAAUGCGAUGGUCCACAGUCGAUCGUCUUUGUGCAAGGCAAAAUCGUCAAGUCUAGGAGGUCACAGAAGUUGAAGAGCAAGGCGGCGGACCCGCCUGUAACGACUGUCUGGAAGAGGCAAGAAGUAGAAGAGUCUACCUCGGAAUCUCCUGAACACCGCUUCGACCUCCCUGAAAUCAGGCCUAAAUUCAACGACAAAGAAGUUUGCAUAUGUUAUGCACGCCGCCAUCUUCUACCCAACGGUCCCAUAGACCUAGGGUUACAGGAGCUUCAGCCCUCAGACAUUGUCACGGAUAACUACGCCGUAAGAGGAGCAAGCAGCCCAUUAUUUGUUCAGGCCGCACUCAGCUUUGCAACCCUCUUCUUCGGCGCGCAGCAUCACCAGAGCGGGAUCCUCGCCGAAGGUUAUGCCAUACAUGGUGUAGCUCUCAAGCGGCUGAAUCAGGCUUUGAGCCAGCCAGAACGCCGUAUGCAUGACGACGUAAUCGUUUCCGUCAUUCUAUUGGCUAUGCUUGAACUUUUCAUGCCCACUGGACCAAGAAAUUGGCUCAAGCACAUGCUUGGGAUGGAGCAGCUCCUAGCAUUACGUGACCCAGCAUCCCUGGUUCACGCGUCAUUUCGGACACUUGAGCUGUACAAAGCUGCGAGUGACGAGCUCUUCAAGCUUCAGCAUGCGUCUGGCUUAAGCUAUAUUCAACGGCGACAGGAAAUGCAAUGCAAGGCAGAUGGGACCUUAGUCUUUCUUCGAGCGUGGAAACGACGAUGGGAUAGCAAUGAGGAGAACGUCCAUAUCGAAGAAGAGUGUCUUGAUCCGACCAGUACCCAGAUUUCGCCACGCAUUAUAUACCGGUUCAUGAGCGACUCUGUUGCACGGAUGCUGAUGUUGUACAACACCGCAUUGAUCUACACCCUCCGUGUCAUGGCGACUUUAGGAAGCAAAACUAACGGCACACAACACAUUCCGAGCGAUCACAUACAGGGCGGCACAGGCGCGGAUGUUAUGACUGAGAGCUCCUACUAUCCUGUCAUCCGUACAGCAGGACUCGACAUCGCCCGCUGCAUCACUGACUAUCUGCAACACAAACGUGCGCGAGGAGAAACAGACUUUGUCUCACCCAUGGUACAGUGGGCUGUGAUCACCGCCGGGCAGGCAUUAGGCGGCGAGGAGUCUCCGGAUGGCAAAUGGAUGGUCAGCCUACUGAAAGGAGACGCUAUGUAUACGAUUGCGAAGAGAGCUUGGGAAGUUUGA